Messenger RNA from Erythranthe guttata (spotted monkey flower), 2551 nucleotides. The record is from RefSeq and is a predicted model, not a curated record. NCBI's taxonomy places the organism in Eukaryota, Viridiplantae, Streptophyta, Magnoliopsida, Lamiales, Phrymaceae.
GUUUCGCGAGACAGUAUAUAGAAGUUUUUCGUUUUGACCGUUGGGAUAGGGUUUGUAAGAUUCUUCUGAAGCACUAGGGUUUCAUUAUUAAUUCAUUGAUUCUCUUUGUAUAUAAGAGAAGUUACAGUUUUUUUGAUUGAUUUGAUAGCUGUAGCUGAUAGCAAGGCUGUAUUUUUUCGGUUCCUUACUACGAGAAAUACUCUGUGAAGUUUUUGGUGCUAUAUUUUUAGUCUGCCAUUGAAAAUCGAGGGAUUUCUGUUCUGGAACUUUUUUAUUAGUUUGAAUUAAAAAAAAAAGAAAAGAAAGAAAAAAAAGAGUAAAUCUUUUGUUGUUGUGUAUUAGUGUUUUCCAUUUUUCUCUUUGGGAUUAUUAGGAAAGAGGAAAAUAGUGAAAUAUAAGAAAUCUAGGUUCUCUGCAGAGAGAUUGAGAUGGCUUUGAACUAUUCGCAUCGGCCCUCGUUUCCAGCUCACGUCUCCGAAGAUAAUUUGUUCUCGCCUAUGAUGAAUGUGAGUGCUUGUCUUGCUGAGGGUGUUUCUGAAACGAUCGAUGAAGGUUAUGCGAGGCCAUGGAGUACGAGUUGGGGAGAAAUGGAGGAGUGGUAUUUCAACUGUACGAGUGAUCGAGUUCACAAUAACGGCUCGCCGGAGUUUAAUAUCGAUGAUGUUGUUAACCGUUUGCCCAUCGAUCCGUUUAGGAUGGGUAUGGGGAAUACCUUCACUGCCCUCACAGGAUGGCUUGAGGACCUGCGCUUUGACUAUGGUGGAUUCACGAGGGGCAAUAUCGGAAUAUCCGUCCCAGAGGAUUACGGUUUUUCUGCUGGAUGCAGUUUGAUUUGGAAACAUUACUCCGCGUUUCAACCAUUUUGUGGCAAUAAUCGAUUCGGCGAUAAUCUCAAUGUCGGCAUUGGGUCUUUUCUAAGAAAUCCUCAAUGUUAUGAGAAAUUUUAUAUGGAUAUCAAUUCAUUCAUGGAUGGUGUUCAGUUUCGCGCCGAGCUGAAUACAGUUAGUAAUCCAAAUCAGCAUGGCCGAGAGGGAUUCCGACCAGCCUGCAAUAGGGAGGGUAUACUGGACUUUAGCGAUACUAGUUCCGAGCUGCAUUUUGGAGAAAAAGUGGAUGUUGCUAACGAAUCUGAAGCAGCGCCACACGAAGCUAUGUUUUUUGCUUUAAGAUAUCUUGGAGUGAAGGACCUUUUGUCAGUCGAGAGGGUUUGUAGGUCGCUAUGUUCUGCAGUUCGUGGCGACCCCUUAUUGUGGAUGAGUAUACACAUUCACGAACCUCUGAAUGAAAAGAUCACGGAUGAUCUUCUUUUGCAAUUGGCUCGCAGGGCUCAAGGUAAAUUGAAAUGCCUGAGCGUAAUGCGGUGCCCCAAAGUAACGAAUGAUGGUAUAAGGCGCAUACUCGAAACUAAUACACGAUUAAUUAAGGUCAGCAGUCUAACUUUUACCUAUUUAUACGAACCCACUUUUUUUCACCGAGGAAAUUUGUAUCUCCCCUUUGACGAUGAUCGAGCAUUAGACAUUGAAAUGUGUCCGAAAUGUGAGAAUUAUAAGUUGGUUUACGAUUGUCCAUCUGAGGAUUGUCAGGUUAAAGACAGGGCCUCUUCUCCGGCUUGCAGAGGUUGCACGCUUUGUAUACCGAGGUGCGCUCAGUGUGGAAGGUGUAUCAAUGAUAAUGAAUAUGAAGAAACUUUCUGUCUGGAUAUGAUUUGCUUAGAUUGUUUUGAGCCGCCGUUACUGUACCAAGAAAGGCUGGAGAUUAAAGAAGCUGACUCGUGUGCGGAUUUGCACGAGCCAUUUUAUCACUGAAGUUGUGGUUUGGUGAUGAAAUUUCAUUUUUACGUUAGUCAAAAGAUGGCGAAUAAAAAAAAGAAAGGAAAAAAAAAAAGGGUCAUCCUCAAAAAACAAAAAAAGAAAAAAAUAACCGAAAAAAGAAAAAAGAUGAAUGGAAGAGAAACGGAGGAGGAGAUGAGUGAGAGGAAAAGGGAAGGCAAGAAAGAAAUGUGGCUCUGUUUUUUGCAACUAAACGGUCUUUGUGUACUUACUUGUGAGGUGAGUUACGUGCUUUUGCUUCAACGUGGAAGUUUUUUUGGGAUAUUUGUUGUACGAGUGGAUUUGGUAAAACUCGAGAUUGGAAAUAUGUAGCGUCUGUGGAUUACGCACCGAAUCUUCUACUGAGAUUUGGUAAAACUCGAGAUUGAAAUUAUGUAGCGUCUGUCUGUGGAUUACGCACCGAAUCUUCUACCCAGAUUUGGUAAAACUCGAGAUUGGAAAUAUGUAUCGUCUGUGGAUUAUGCACCGAAUCGUCUACCGAAAUGCCAAUUCUUCCUUGGGCAGGAAGCUCUUGGUGCAGCUUUUGUUUCUUAUAUGUUUGUAUGACUUUAUAAGCUUGCUUUAUAUAUGAUAUAUACAUACAUACAUAUGUAUAUCUAUAUUUAUUAUUCUUGGAACUUCUGAUUGCCACAUUGUACUUUGGAUAUUUUCAUCAAUAAGAACUUGUCACGAUGUUUUUUAACACGUUGUCCUCAAGUUUUAAACGAGGUUAUUAAUUCAUA